ACCGCCGCCUCAUCCUUUAAGUGCUGGCGCUUCACGCACUCCGGCGCUCUCGCUGACCCCAGUUUUCCUUCAAGAAUAUCAAAGGUGAUUUGCAGGACAAGAGCACAAUGGUACCGCAGAGCGGCUUGCCUUCACCAAUGGCAGCACGAAGCCCUCCAUACGCCCCUACAGUAUGGGCAUUGGGUGGGUCUCCAGUAAGAAGCGUCGACCUUCCAGUACAAUCGGUCUUCUUGGUCUUGUUCGUCGUGGGAGCAGUUGUACAUAUGAGAAUCUUUCGACGGAACAAAUCCAGAGGUCACAAGUUUCUGCCAAACAUUUUCAUGUUCGGCUUCUGUAUGGAGCGCAUCUUGACAUCGAUAGUACGGCUAGCAUCAGUAUCACAUCCGACAAGCACCUCGCUCGCGAUAGCUGCGCAAAUGUUCGUCGCAGCUGGUGUAGUCAUCUUGUUCGUCAUUAAUAUCGUCUUUGCAAUGCGCCUCGUCCGUUCCAUACAUCCCUCGGCCGGCUGGCACCCUGCUUUCGGCAUCGCGUUCAAAGUCAUUUGCGUACUGCUUGUGUUCACCAUCAUUACAGUCAUUAGUGCUUCUGUCCAAAGUUUUUUUACUCUCAACAAAAAUAUUCAGGCUACUACUCGAGGCCUCCAACGAUUUGGUGCAGCAUUUCUCGCCAUUAUCGCCACGCUACCGUUACCCAUGGUUUUCGCUACAAUUGCCGCCCCCUAUUCGUCGAUUGACAAGUUUGGCGUCGGCCGGCUGCGCACAAGAGUUUUCACUUUGCUCAUCAGCACAACACUUCUAGCUCUUGGUGCAUGGUAUCGCUGCGGUGUCAUUCUGCAAGCACCUACGCCGCGAUCGGAACCUCUACCCGGAUAUCUUGGAAAAGGAGCAUUCUACUUCUUCAACUUCUUCGUGGAAAUCCAAACGAUACUCAUGUACGCUAUUUUUCGCGUAGACCUUCGGUGGCACAUACCCAACGGCGCCCAGGGCAAAGGGAGUUAUUCUCAGCCGCAAGUUCAGCGAGACGUAGAGAAGCAAGAGUCUCGGUCAGCAUCAUCUGAUAAAACACGAUAUGACACCCAAUCUCUCAGGACGAUAAAAGAAGAUGACGAAGAGGACAGAGAGGUGACCAUCGAGAAACCCACCUGGCCACUUGGUCCACCUAGAAUCAUAGAAAUCGAUCUCGGAAACGCAUCAAGCAGCUCUCUCACACCACCACCGAUAGUCCCAGACACGAGGCGAAGCUCAGGUCGCAGUUCGUAUGCUCGUCCAAAAACAGCGGAUAGAUCCGUGCGCAGCUCCAUCCUCUCAGAGCGUUUCUCUGUCCUCAUGUCCAAAUCCACAAACACACUCUCGGUCUUCGCAUCCGCCGAGCAAAAGAAGCGAUGGCGCGAAAGCGAAGAAGCAAGAAUCGUUCGACGCCUAGGCGGUCCCUGGCAACAACUCGCAAGUCCCACCGACACAUCUUUUAGCUACUCAAAUCGCAGUCCAACGCGAAGCGGCUUUCGUCCCAGCACAGCAGCAAGCCAUGGUUUUGAGCCUCCGAGUCCAGUCCAUUUCCGAAGCGCUUCCGAUGCGCCGACGCUUCCAGACGUAGUCUCUGCAGGUGGCUGGACACCGAGAAUCGACUGGGAAUUCAAGAGUCCGCAGCGCUUCUUGAGUUUGAAGCGGAAAACGUUGCUCGGGUUGAAUAUUACUACAUGAGCCCAGCCCAGCCCUCUCCCCGCUGAUCGAUUAACCGUUUCGCAAGCCGAAUGAGUCGACUACAUAUGACUUGCGAUGGCGUCUCUUUUUCUUUUCCUUUUUUUCUUCUUCUCUUUAUCAUCGGACGGGGUAUCCGUUGUACUAAUUCAAUCUGCAGGCCAGCAAUAUCCAUUCGCUUACUCUUUUUUUCUUUUCAUUUUCUGUUAAUCGACAUACCCAGGUUCAUCGGCUUUCCCUCUUACAAAAGCAACGCGCUGUAGCAUGUUUUUUUUUCCUUGGGAUCUUGCAGACGGGUGUGUAAUGUAGAAG
Messenger RNA from Bipolaris sorokiniana ND90Pr, 2009 nucleotides. RefSeq lists its product as uncharacterized. The record is from RefSeq and is a predicted model, not a curated record. NCBI's taxonomy places the organism in Eukaryota, Fungi, Ascomycota, Dothideomycetes, Pleosporales, Pleosporaceae. The transcript has 3 exons. Bases 108 to 1700 code for a protein of 530 amino acids.